AUGUCUUCUGUUCGCGAAGUCAAGGUGGCCACUGAGAUCCCCGGCCCAAAGUCCAGGGCUGAGGCCGAGAAGCUGGGAGCCUUCUUUGAUAACCGAGCCUUUUACUUUAUUGCCGAUUACGACAAGAGCUCUGGCAACUACAUCGUCGAUGUCGACGGCAACCAGUACCUUGAUGUCUACUCCCAGAUUGCCUCCAUCCCCGUGGGCUACAACAACCCCACGCUCAUCAAGGCCGCCCAGUCCCCCGAGCUCAUCUCCGCCCUGGUCAACCGCCCUGCCCUGGGCAACUUCCCCUCCAGCCAGUGGCACGACGUGCUCAAGAACGGCCUCCUCCGCGUCGCCCCCAAGGGCCUGGACCAAAUCUUCACCGCCCAGUCCGGCUCCGAGGCCAACGAGCUGGCCUACAAGGCCGCCAUGAUGCUCUACCGCCGCAAGCAGCGCGGCGAGGGCGUCGAGUGGACCGAGGAGGAAAUCGCCUCGUGCCUCGACAACGCCAAGCCCGGCUCCCCGGACCUGGCCAUCCUCAGCUUUGCAAACUCCUUCCACGGACGCGGCUUUGGCAGCUUGUCCACCACCCGCUCAAAGGCCGUCCACAAGCUGGAUAUUCCCUCCUUCAACUGGCCUCAGGCCCCCUUCCCGGCGCUCAAGUACCCUCUCGACGAGUACAAGGCUGAGAACGCCGCCGAGGAGAAGCGAUGCCUCGAAAAGGUCGAGGAGCUCAUCAAGACGUGGCAGUUCCCCGUGGCCGGCCUGAUUGUCGAGCCCAUCCAGAGCGAGGGCGGCGACAACCACGCCUCUGCCGCCUUCUUCCAGGGCCUUCGCGACAUUACCCAGAAGCACAACGUCACCAUGAUUGUCGACGAGGUCCAGACUGGAUUCGGCGCCACCGGCAAGUUCUGGGGCCACGAGCACUGGAACCUGACUUCGCCUCCCGACAUUGUCACCUUCUCCAAGAAGGCCAACACUGCGGGCUACUUCUUCGGCAACCCCCAGCUGGUGCCCGACAAGGCUUACCGCCAGUUCAACACCUGGAUCGGUGACCCAGCCCGUGUUGUCAUGGCCAAGGCCGUUGUCGAGGAGAUUCUGUCCAAGGACCUCUGCAACCAGACUGCUCGCGUUGGUGCGGCACUCUACAAGGAGAUGGAGCGCCUCGCCGAAAAGUACCCACAGCUGGUGCAGAACCUUCGUGGCAAGGACCGAGGAACCUACAUUGCCUUUGACACCAAGGACUCUGCCGCCCUUGUCAAGAAGAUGAAGACGCUUGGCGUCAACAUCGGCACUUGCGGUGUCCGGACCGUGCGACUUCGCCCCAUGCUCGUCUUUGAGGAGGCUCACAUCCCUUACCUGAUUGAGUCCCUGGACAAGGCCCUCGGAUCUGCAUAG
Trichoderma atroviride IMI 206040 is the source of this 1383-nucleotide messenger RNA. RefSeq lists its product as uncharacterized. Lineage: Eukaryota; Fungi; Ascomycota; Sordariomycetes; Hypocreales; Hypocreaceae. Gene Ontology annotation, molecular function: pyridoxal phosphate binding. Gene Ontology annotation, biological process: GABA catabolic process. The record is from RefSeq and is a predicted model, not a curated record. Gene Ontology annotation, cellular component: mitochondrion.